AUGCGGCGGCGUCGGCCGCAGACUGGGACGGAGGAAUCGCGAGGCUCCUCUGCAGCAGCAACAGCAGCAGCAGGAGCAGCAGCAGCAGCAGCAGCAGGGUCGCGGCCCCCGCCGGCCACUCCUUGUGCAGCAGCAGUCUGCGAGAAUCUCGUUGGACGCACAGGCCCGGCAGGACGAGGAGCAGCAGCAGCAGGAGCAGCAAGAGGCACGCGAGGAGCAGCAGCCGCAGCAGCAGCAGCAGCAACAGCAAAUGGCCGCCGCAGCGCAGCACCCUGCCCCAUAGCCAAAGUGCCCCCCCACCUGCUGGCGCAGGUGCUGGCAAUUACUGCAGGGGACAGCAGCAGCAGCGAGACAGAGCGGCUUAAGUCAGUUUGUGUUGAGUGGGCAAAGACAAUCAGCAGCAGAGAGUUUACUUUUCUUUUGCCGUUGAGGCUUUCUUACGUUGCCCGGCGCCAGCAGCAGCAGCAGCAGCAGCAGCAGCAGCUGCAGCAGCAGCAGCAGCAGCAGCUCCAGCAGUUCUACUUCCGCAAUGCCGCAAGCAGCAGCUACCAUACCAACGCAGCAGCAGCUGCUGCUGCCUCCGCGGCGCCGCCACUCUGCGGAAUAGCUCCGGGGCUGCUGACAGCAGCACCCGUGCCGCCAGCAGCAGCAGCAGCAGCAGCAGCAGCAGCAGCAGCAGCAGCAGCAGGACCCCGCUCGUCGGGCGCAGUUGGCGGCGGCUCUGCGCUGCUGCCUGCGUCUCGUUUCCCGGACCCCGGAGCAGGGUGCCCAGCAGCGGGUCCUGGCGCAGCACGAACAGCAGCAGCAGGAGCAGGAGCAGCAGCAGCAGCAGCAGCAAUUGGACUCUCUGCAGCAGAAGCAGCAGACCUGCGCGCGCAAGGCACUGAAGGCGGGCUGCUGCUGGACGGCCCCGUGUUUGGCUUGAGCCGCAGCAGCUGCAGCGCCGUGUGUGAGUGGCUGCUGUCUGCAGUGCCGCACACUUCGCGGCUGCUGCUGCAGCAGCAAAAGGGGGACAUUGACUAUUUGCUGCUGGAGUCGCUGGGGCGGCUGCUGCUGCGCAGCGCGCCGUACCUGUCUCACCUGACGCUGGCGGACCGGCGAGCAGCAGCAAGGCUGCUGCCGCUGCAGAAGGAGUGCAGCAGCGCAGCUGCGGGGCCGAAGCAGCUGCAGCUGCCGGCAGCAGCCGCAGCCGCAGCAACAGCAGCAACUGCAACAGCAGCAGCAGCAGCAGCAGGGCCCCGUGCGCAGCCGCUGACGGCUGCCGAGGAGCAGCGGCUGUCCGUGUGGCUGGCGCAGCGGCAGGAGGAGCGGUCGGCAGCGGCGGGCGCCGCGCCCGCAGCAGCAGCAGCAGCAGCAGCAGCAGCGUGCCCCCGCGUCACCUUCUCGCAACUCAAGUAUGUGCGAGCAGCGCAUGCAAACUUCCUCAGAUCCUUGAGGGCCCCCCAGCUGCAAGAGCUGCGGCUGGACCUGAGGCUGGACGUCAGCAGCCCGCUGCUGCUGCUGAGCGUCUGCGCCCCGCAGCUGCAGCAGCUGCUGCUGCGCGCGCAGCGCAGCAAAAUCCUGUGGCUCUCCUUUGCUGCUUUCUUGGCCGAAAGUGGAGCAGCAGCACUUAAGACUCUCGAAGUCCAUGCCACUCAUGCUCCCAAAAACUUGUCAAAUUUCGCUAAGACAACUUUGGCCCAAAUGCACAGCAGCAGCCACUUGCCGCUGCACCACGCCCGCGCCCUCUUUGCUGCAGCAAAGCCUCCGCAGCAGCAGCCCGCCCCAGGCGGCGACCCCGCUGCUGCUGCUGCUGCUGCAGCUCCGGGCGACCCGCCCGACGCCGCAGCAGCAGACCCAGCAGCAGCAGCAGAAGCAGCAGCAGCAGGAACCUCGUCCUCGCGCGACCAACCCCAGGAGCAGCAGCAGCAGCAACAGCUGCAGCAGCAGCAGCUGCAGCAGCAGCGGGGGCUGAAGUCCGCGGCGCCAGCAGCAGACUUCUCCUUCUGGGGACCCAAAGGACUCUACUUUCCCUCGCUUGUGUCUCUCACCUGCCACAGCAGCUUGCUGGAGACUUUGCUGUGCGCAAAAGCGCAGCUGCCGCUGCUGCAGCACCUCAGCACUUGGGGCUGCAGGCUGCGGAUUGGCCGUUUUCUUGCUGCUGCUGCUUCUCUGAAGACUCUGCAGGUCAGCCGCAUUGGCUGCUCCUGCCGCUCCUGCUUCCUACUGCGCGUCAAGCGCACUGCAGCAGCCAGCAGCAGCAGCAGCAGCAACCGCAACGGCGCCGCCAGCAGCAGCAGCAGCUCCGGCUGCUUGAGCUGGAGGCAGCAGCCCGCCCCGCAGCAGCAGCAGCAGCCACAAGACCAAACCAUUUCCAACAUCGAAGAAUACGGAGGCUCUUCAGCGUUUCUCUACAGGGGCUUCGCCUUUCCCAAACUCAAAACCCUCGUCCUUCGUCCGGAAACCGGGGAUGGGCCCCGCGUAUGGGGGCUGCUGCUGGAGGGCCUUUUCCCGCAGCUGCAGCAGCUCAUAUUUGAUGGGCGUUUAUUUCAUGCCUUUAAGGACGAGCGGCUGCUGCGUGCCCACGGAUCUGCUGCAGCAAGUGCUGCAGCUGCUUCUGCAGCAGCAGCAGCAGCAGCAGCAGCAAGCGCCGAAGGCGAAGAGGCCCUUUGCCUCUUCCGCCAUUUAGGUGUACGUACACUCGGGACCCACCUGGGCUACGUCUGCUCCCAGGCCACGAUGCAGCGGGUAACGAAGGCUUUGCCGCUCAUGGCCACUGUGGGGCCCUUCGUGCAGCAGCAGCAGCAGCAGCAGCAGCGGCAGCGGCAGAGGCAGCAGCGGCAAGUUUGGAAGCAACGGCCCGCUGCUGCUGUGCCCAUUUCUUCGCACUUUAUUUGCUGCGGAGCUUCUCAGGAAAGAAACGGAAGUUUGGGGGCCAAGUGGCAGUCCUUAGUGCUCACUUUCUUCCAGGUGCAGCAGCGCCAGCAGCAGCAGCAGCAGCAGCAGCAGCGCAAGCAGCAAAACCGACACUCCAACAGCACGCGCAGGUGCAGGGACGAGCAGCAGCAAACCAGACGCAGCGCUCAGCAACCUGCCAGGCGGUGGCCUGCAGCAGCAGCAGCCGCAGCAGUGCCUGCAGCAGUAGCAGAAGCAGUAGCAGCAGCAGCAGCACAGCGGCCUCCAGCACCAGCUGCAGCAGAAAGCGAGGCACUUACAGGCCCAGCUGCUGCUGCGCCAAACCUGCUGCCAGCAGCAGCAGCUGCUGCCACGCCAGCGCCUGAGGCGGCAGCUGCGGCCACAACAGCAGCAGAAGCACCCGAUAGCACCACAGCAGCAGCAGCAGCAGCAGCAGCAGCAGCAGAGGCAACAGCAUAG
Eimeria tenella is the source of this 3354-nucleotide messenger RNA. RefSeq lists its product as uncharacterized. The coding region runs from base 1 to 3354 and encodes 1117 amino acids. The record is from RefSeq and is a predicted model, not a curated record. Lineage: Eukaryota; Apicomplexa; Conoidasida; Eucoccidiorida; Eimeriidae. The transcript has 4 exons.